AUGGAUGAGAAAAAUUUCACCAGAGUGAAAGAGUUUAUACUUCUAGGGUUCACAGCAGACUUGUGGUUACAGAGAGUACUCUUUGUCAUUUUCCUCACCAUCUAUGUCAUCAGUCUGUCCGGGAACAUCACCCUGAUUUCUCUGAUUGGUGCUGAUUGUCAACUCCACACACCCAUGUAUUUCUUCAUCGGAAAUCUUUCCUUCCUGGAUCUCUGGUACUCUUCUGUCUAUGCCCCCCAAAUCCUCAUGACCUGCGCUGCGGAAGACAAAAGCAUCUCCUUUGCUGGCUGCCUUGCUCAGUUCUUCUUCUCGGCUGGGCUGGCAUACAGUGAGUGUUACCUGUUGGCCGCCAUGGCUUAUGACCGCUACACGGCCAUCUCCAAUCCUCUGCUUUAUUUCCAGGCGAUGUCUUUGAGGUUAUGUACUGGUCUUGUUGCAGUUUCAUACUUUGGUGGCUUUCUUAACUCAACCCUCAUUACCAGUGAGACAUUUACCCUGAGCUUCUGUGGGAACAAUGUCAUUGACGAUUACUUUUGUGAUCUACCUCCCCUUGUAAAGCUGGCCUGUGAUGUGAAGGAGAGCUACCAGGCUGUGCUCUAUUUCAUACUGGCCUCCAAUGUCAUUACUCCCACUGUGCUCAUCCUCGCCUCUUACCUCUUCAUUGCUGCUGCCAUCUCAAAGAUGCGCUCCACUCAAGGCCGCCUCAAGGCCAUCUCCACUUGUGGCUCUCACCUGACGGCUGUCACUUUGUACUAUGGCUCUAUUCUCUUCGUUUACUCCCGACCAAGUACCAGCUAUGCCCUAGAAAGGGAUAAAGUGGUUUCAGUCUUCUAUACUGUGGUCAUACCAAUGUUGAAUCCCUUGAUCUAUAGCUUAAGAAAUAAAGAUGUUAAAGAUGCCCUGAAGAAAAUGUUAGAUAGGGCAACAUUUUCUUAA
Messenger RNA from Prionailurus viverrinus (fishing cat), 936 nucleotides. RefSeq names its product olfactory receptor 1013-like. Gene Ontology annotation, cellular component: membrane. The transcript has a single exon. Gene Ontology annotation, biological process: G protein-coupled receptor signaling pathway; sensory perception of smell. The record is from RefSeq and is a predicted model, not a curated record. Bases 1 to 936 code for a protein of 311 amino acids. Lineage: Eukaryota; Metazoa; Chordata; Mammalia; Carnivora; Felidae. Gene Ontology annotation, molecular function: odorant binding; olfactory receptor activity; G protein-coupled receptor activity.